This is a messenger RNA of Habropoda laboriosa, 673 nucleotides long. Its product is annotated as peptidyl-tRNA hydrolase ICT1, mitochondrial. Lineage: Eukaryota; Metazoa; Arthropoda; Insecta; Hymenoptera; Apidae. The transcript is spliced from 3 exons. Gene Ontology annotation, biological process: mitochondrial translational termination. The record is from RefSeq and is a predicted model, not a curated record. Gene Ontology annotation, cellular component: mitochondrial large ribosomal subunit. The coding region runs from base 65 to 673 and encodes 202 amino acids. Gene Ontology annotation, molecular function: translation release factor activity.
UAAAUUCAUCGUUACGACGGUUUAGGUUAUGUUACACGAUUUUAAAACUUAAAGAACAAACAAAAUGAAUAUUGCCUGUAGGCGAUGGAUUCGAAUUUUUAAAACAGAUCUAACGUUUCAAUAUCACUUUUGUAUGCUUGGAAAAGCACUUAACUAUAAAAGUGCUUAUUCUCUUGACAAACUAUACCCCACGAGUAAUUUGAAAAUAUUUACACCAACCUUUGUUCCAGAAGAUCCAAAUGCUAAAUUUAAUGGCUUUUUACCCCUUAAAGAUCUCGAAAUUACUUAUAGUAGAAGUAGUGGUGCUGGAGGACAACAUGUAAAUCGUACAAAUAGUAAAGUGGAUGUAAGGUUUCAUGUAAAAAGUGCUACAUGGUUAUCAGAAGAACUCAGAGACAAAUUAUUAGAAAAGAAUGCAAAUAAAUUAACUAAAGAAGGUUAUUUAAUAGUCAAGUCAGAGCUAACAAGAUCACAACAGUUAAAUCUAGCUGAUGCUCUUGAAAAGCUAAGAGAAAUAAUACGGGAAGCUGCAAAACCACCAGCAGAAAUAACUCCAGAAUCAGAAGAAUUUAAAAGGAAGCAAUUACUCCGGGCAGCAAGAAAGAGGCUUUUUGAAAAACGAAAACGUUCCGAAAUCAAACAAACUAGAAAAUCUGAUUUCAUAGACUUUUAA